Linum trigynum is the source of this 924-nucleotide messenger RNA. NCBI's taxonomy places the organism in Eukaryota, Viridiplantae, Streptophyta, Magnoliopsida, Malpighiales, Linaceae. The record is from the annotation of a GenBank genome assembly.
AUGCCCCAGAAUGUGUUUAUAACUUGUGAGAUUUUUGAUGUCUGGGGUAUCGACUUCAUGGGCCCCUUCCCUCCAUCUUUUGGUAAUACAUAUAUCCUUGUUGCUGUUGACUACGUCUCUAGGUGGGUUGAGGCGCAAGCUUUGCCCACUAAUGAUGCUAGACGUGUUUGUGGUUUUCUGAAACAGCUAUUCUCCCGGUUCGGGACACCUAGAGCCAUCAUAAGCGACCGAGGCUCCCAUUUCCACGGUCAAUUCGAUAAGUUGUUGUCUCGCUAUGGUGUAACUCAUAAGGUGUCCGUGGCCUACCAUCCUCAAACCAGUGGCCAGGCCGAGCUGACGAACCGGGAGCUCAAGCGGAUCUUGGAGAAGACGGUGAACUUAUCCCGCAAGGAUUGGUCCACCAAGCUCGAUGAUGCUCUGUGGGCAUAUCGCACUGCCUACAGGACGCCCAUUGGUACCUCACCGUACCGGCUUGUCUAUGGAAAGGCAUGCCAUUUGCCCGUGGAGCUCGAGCACAAGGCCUUCUGGGCCCUUAAGCUGCUAAACUUGGAUGUUAGUGUUGCAGGUGUUGAGCGAAAAAUGCAGAUGUUGGAGCUGGAAGAGUGGCGUUAUCACGCCUAUGAGAACACCAAGCUGUACAAGGAGCGCACUAAGCGCCUGCAUGAUGCACGGUUGCGGGGUCCGAAAGAUUUCCAGGUUGGUGAUCGAGUUCUCCUUUAUAACUCUCGCCUGAAGCUCUUUCCUGGAAAACUCCGUUCCCGGUGGUCUGGACCGUACACGGUCACACAGGUGUUCCCGUAUGGCAAGAUUGAAAUUUCCAACCCGCAAACUGAGCCGUUUAAAGUGAAUGGCCAUCGUCUCAAGCUCUACCUGGGAGACGAGGUCGAACGUGCGGAGUUGGCAGUGGAGCUCGCGGACCCUUAG